Molecule: messenger RNA, 876 nt
Organism: Ambispora gerdemannii
Lineage: Eukaryota; Fungi; Glomeromycota; Glomeromycetes; Archaeosporales; Ambisporaceae
Source: the annotation of a GenBank genome assembly
AUGUCUUUGAUUGAAAGUGCAUUGGAACUUGAGGAAAUCGAAAUAAAUCAUUACAGAAGUAAAACUUUAUGGGUACCUCUAGGAGGCAGAGGAGUUUUUGGUGGGCAAGUAGUGGGCCAAGCACUCAUGGCAGCAAUAAAAACUACUCCGAAAGAAUUUAAUAUUCACUCUUUACACUCUUAUUUUAUUUUACCUGGCAAUAAUAAAAUGCCUAUCCUUUAUGAAGUUGAACGGAUGAGAGAUGGUAGAAGUUAUUGCACGAGAACAGUAAAAGCUAUACAGAAAGGGCGAUGUAUAUUCAAUUUGAUUUGUAGUUUUGCGGUUGCUGAAUCUUCAGGUUUAGAGCAUCAAGACCCCAUGCCUGAAUGUCUGGGUCCAGACAAUUUUAGUUCUCAAGAAGAGUUAAUGCGAGAAUUUGUCAAACAAGAAAAAGUACCUAGAUGGUAUGCAAAGUACUUGGAAAAGAAAUUAGAAUUAGAGAAUUCGCCAAUUGAGAUUCGUAAUACAGAGAUUCUCAAAAAAAUAUGGAUCAAGGCAAAAGGAAAAUUGAGUGAUGAAAUUUCUCUACAUAAAGGUGCAAUUGCAUAUGCCAGUGAUUUUAAUUUACUUUAUACUGCCGCUCGACCACAUGGAAUUUCUCCAAUUUCUAAAACGCGGAUAGGAAUGAUGGCAUCAUUGUGCCAUUCUAUUUGGUUUCACGAUUUAAACUUUAGGGCUGAUGAAUGGCUUUUAUAUACUAUGGAAACUCCUAAAGCUGCAUAUGGUCGUGCAUUGGCUUCCGGACGUAUUUAUACUCAAGAUGGAAGAUUAAUUGCUUCAGUAUCCCAAGAAGGUGUAUUCCGUAUUGAUAUCGAUAAAAAGAAAUCAAAACUAUAA